AUUUUUGUUGUUCUCUCUUCUUCACAACCAAAGAGAAGAAAACUCAUUCGCUAUAAUGGAGGAAGAGCAAAACAAAUCUCCUCUCCUCCAUUAUUGGGGAAAUACUCCAGAAGAAGAUUACUAUACUCUCCAAGGUAUCAAAUCUACUAAAUCUUUUUUCACUUCACCUAGAGGUUUAACCCUUUUCACUAGAUCAUGGUUACCCUCCACCAAAACCCCACCUAAAGGUAUCAUUUUUAUGGUCCAUGGCUAUGGAAAUGACAUCAGUUGGACAUUUCAAGCAACCCCAAUUCACUUAGCUAAAAAGGGUUUUGCUUGUUUUGCUCUGGACCUUGAAGGGCAUGGCCAGUCUCAAGGUCUUAAAGCUUAUGUACCUAAUCUUGAUUUAGUUAUUGAUGAUUGUUUGUCUUUUUUCAAUUUUGUUUUGACCCAAAAUCCUGAAUUUCAAGAUUUGCCUAAAUUCCUCUUUGGUGAGUCAAUGGGUGGUGCAAUUUGUCUUUUGAUUCAUUUGAAAAGACCUAAAGAGUUUAAUGGUGGGAUUUUGAUAGCCCCCAUGUGUAAAAUCUCUGAUAAAGUAAAACCCAUAUGGCCAAUUGCUCAGUUCUUGACAUUAGUUGCAAGAUUUGCACCAACUUUGGCUGUUGUACCAACAGCUGAUUUGUUGGAAAAAUCUGUUAAAGUACCAGAAAAAAGGAUUAUUGGUGGGAGGAAUCCUAAUAGGUAUUUUGGAAAACCAAGAUUGGGUACUGUUGUUGAGCUUUUACGUGUGACUGAUUAUGUUAGUAGCAAACUAUGUGAUGUGAAUAUGCCCUUUUUGGUGUUACAUGGGAGUGCUGAUGUUGUUACUGAUCCAGAAGUAAGUAGGGAAUUGUAUAAAUUGGCGAAAAGUACAGACAAGACACUGAAAAUUUAUGAUGGUAUGAUGCAUUCUUUGUUGUUUGGAGAGACUGAUGAAAAUGUUGAGAUUGUUCGUGGUGAUAUAUUGGCAUGGUUGAAUGAUAGAUGCUGAGAGGGGCGGAUCUAGAGGAGCUGAAUGGGUUCGUAUGAAUCCGUUGCUGGAAAAUCACACUAUAUAUACAAGGUCCAAAGUACUUAUUAGGUAUAUACAGUACCCUUGACGAUUGAUGAAAGUCGUGUCUCCGCCACUCAUGCUGAAUUGUCUGCACUUGGAUUAAAUACAUAUCUGACUCGUAUUAAUCCCAUUUCUAGUUCAUUAGUGUGAGUCAUAUUUGUUAAAGAUCCAAACUUUAGAAGUUCUUUUCUCAAAGAAUGAGGUGUAGAGCUUGCCAAGUAGACUAGAUAUAAAGAUUGCAUUUUUUUCAGCAGAAUCAAGAUUGGAUAUUUGCUUUGAAGCAUUCUGUGUUUGCUUAUGAAUGGAUGUUUUACAACUU
Molecule: messenger RNA, 1391 nt
Organism: Solanum verrucosum
Lineage: Eukaryota; Viridiplantae; Streptophyta; Magnoliopsida; Solanales; Solanaceae
Product: caffeoylshikimate esterase
Exons: 1
Coding region: 56-1009 (317 amino acids)
Cellular component (GO): membrane
Molecular function (GO): lipase activity
Source: RefSeq, a predicted model, not a curated record